Messenger RNA from Erpetoichthys calabaricus (reedfish), 4017 nucleotides. It is a transcript of the gene ankrd40, whose product is annotated as ankyrin repeat domain 40. NCBI's taxonomy places the organism in Eukaryota, Metazoa, Chordata, Cladistia, Polypteriformes, Polypteridae. The coding region runs from base 302 to 1441 and encodes 379 amino acids. Gene Ontology annotation, molecular function: protein binding. The transcript is spliced from 5 exons. The record is from RefSeq and is a predicted model, not a curated record.
AUGUGUCCCCUGGGAGACGCAAAAGCGGCUGGACAGACUGUUUGCGUUUUCGCGGUUGGUAUUACAAGAAUUAAAAAAACAGGGAGAGAAGGAAGUAAAAAAGAAGACCAGCUGACUUUACGUUGGUUCUUAUGCACUGUAUAUAUCCUUUCUGAGGUUGUUCUCGCGCUGUGUGCGAUGACAGACUUUAACUUUAAACGGUUCACGUAGGAGUGGAGGGCGCCUGGCCGACCGGCUCACUACCGCAGCCUGAAGGUGUCUUUCCUGCCGGUUAGUGAGUGGAUGUUGUUUUCCGUGGCGGAUGGCUGAAAUGACAUGUCCGUCGGAAGACAAAGAGCUGCAGGAACAGCUGAGGGAGGCGUCAGCCAUUGGUAAUAUCGACGAGGUUCAGACCCUGGUGGAGAGGGGAGUUGAUGUGAACUCGCAAAAUGAGAUCAACGGCUGGACCUGUUUGCAUUGGGCAUGCAAGCGGAAUCACAGACAGAUUGUGUCUUACCUGUUAAAUGCAGGUGCCGACAAAGAGAUUCUCACUGCAAAGGGGGAAAGAGCUGCGCAGCUAACUUCAAAACCUGAUAUCAGGAAACUUUUGGGAGUGGAAGAAAAUGAAAUAAUUGAAGCAAAAGAAGCUGAGCUGCCUAUAACAGCAAACUACCUUACACAUCCGCAGUUCCCAUAUGCAGUAAGUGGUAAGAGUGCACCGGCAUCAAGCGCCCAAGGCAGAUGUUACACUGAGAGCAAUGGGGCACUUGAAGCUGUCCACGAUGAAGGCACUACAAUUUUUCCAGCAAUUAAAGAAGCAAAUGUGCACAACAACACAGUUUCACACAAUGGAGAAUCUCACGUGCAUGCAGCUGAACACAAUGGCGCCCCUCCUCAAAGUGCAGUGACUGCAGUAGCUCCAGAAGCUGUUCUCCCAAGCCAUGGGGAAUACCGAACACAGAAUGGACUGGUUUGCACACCGCUACUUUCACCAAGUGCAAGUGGAGGCCCACCUGUCCCACCCACACGACAACAGUCAAUACCUCAGCAGCUGCACAGUGCCCAGGUGGGAGCCAUGCCAGCUUUUCAGCCAUUUUUUUUCACGGGUGCUUUUCCCAUGAAUAUGCAAGAACUGGUGCUGAAAGUUCGAAUCCAAAACCCGGCUCUGAAGGAGAAUGACUUUAUUGAAGUUGAACUAGAUCGGCAAGAGCUUACUUACAGAUCUUUGCUCAGGGUGUGCUGUCGAGAACUUCAAGUCAGCACCGAUCACGUGCAGAAGAUAAGAAAGCUACCAAACACCAUAUUAAGAAAAGACAAAGAUGUUGCAAGACUGCAAGACUUCCAGGAACUUGAACUGGUUUUAGAUAAAAGUGAAAAUCUUUCUUUACUGGCCAAUGCUGGACAAGCCACUUUAACGGAGAAGCCUUGCUACAACAUGAAGGCUUCAAAGCUCACGUACUAAAUUUUUAUUCAGAGUGAUUUAGAUACUUUCUUGAUUUUUGUGAAAUUCUCUUUUAUUCUUUAUAACACUAAUUUACUGUUUUAUAUACUGCAUAAUAUAAUUUUUCAGAUUAUUAUUCUGUGUUUUCUUUUUAAUAAGAUGGCAAAGGAGUGAUUUAUCCAUUAGAAACUGUGAUGUACACCUUUUUUUCUUUAAGAAGGCCCUUUCAACUAACCUUUUUGGAAUUUAAUUGCAUAUGAGCUGUUUCUUACUCUUUAUCUAUUAAGUAGUUAAUGGUCAAGGCGUUCUCAUAUUUUUGCAGACUGAAUACAUUUUUUUGUGCAGUUUUUCUCAAGUUUGGUCCUGCCUGCAUCAAGCCAGUGGAUAGUUCUUGUCCCUUCUUGCAGCACUUUUUUUUUUUUUGAUAGGUCUUAGGUUGAAAAGUAGGACCCAUGUUAUGUUUUGCACAUUUUUAAGUUGGUGUUCAUCUAUACUGUUUGAGACAUUUUCUUUUUUGUGUAAAAAUGCAGCCUAUCCCAGCCUGAUAUGCACUACGUUAGUGGACGUACAGGGUCUUGCUUUGAGCAGUACAUGCUGUGCACACUGAAAAGCAAAACUGAACAAUUUUUUUCAAAUCCAUUGACAAUUUAGAUUUUAUCAGCUUUCCAAGUAAACUUCAUUGCUUUCCUAUUUAGUUGAAUCGAGCAUUUAUCUCCCCAUGUCUAAUUUCCUACUUGAAUUUUCUGUUUAAUUUUAAAUUGACUAACAAAAACAUGUACUGCCCAAUCACACUUCGCAAUUUGCCAUCAAAGUCAAUUUUCCUUUUCUUAGUUGGCUAACUGUUUGGUUAGCAUUUGUUAUCACUUGCAAAAAGACGUUUAAUCUUAUUUUCAGAGGUAUAUGAUUGGUAUUUUUAACUUUGUAUUUGGGUUAACAUAUUUUACAAUUACUAGGAUUAAGGAUGGAACAGUGACUAUUAAAAAGCACAAUUAUUUUAAAUAAGUUGAUCUACUAAAUCACUAGACAAAGCUAGUGAUCAUUAUUAACCAGUCACUCAGGUUUAAUAUUUGCCUUGUUAUGUUAAAGCAUUAGAUUAUAACUAACCUAAAUUACAUGUUUCUAUAUACACAAACCCUUUUGUGACUGUAAAAUAAAGGCAGCUUACCUCAUGAAAAGUACUAUCAAUUUAAAGAAUUUUAUAUUUAAUCUUACUGUAAUAUAGUAAUUCAUUAGUUCUUUUAUAACCUGUUGGUGUAACUUUAUGUUAAUGGCUAAUAGUAGUAUGACUGUUAUUUUAGAAAGGAUAAUAUAGGUGCUGUUGUUUUAUGGUUUGUAUAGCCUGUAAUUUGGUAUUUUAGUCUGUUCACAUACCUCUGUACUGGCAGAGGAGACCUAAAUGUCAUGUUAACUUUGUCCCCGUCUCUGUUGAAGCUGCUUUUUUCCUCCACUAUAUGACUUCAGUUUUGCUUAGGAAUCUGUUGCCGGAUUCUUUCCCAGAAUAAGGAGUCACUGUCAUGUAGCACUUUUUUCAAAGGCAAAAAUUCAAAACAAUAGAGUAUUGAAAUUAUUAGACAGCCUAUGGACAAAUGUUUUGUUUACCUUCAGUACAAAGUAUAACCGUGCAUUUCUCCAUAUUAGUGGUUCAAUAUAUGCACAAUUGCACUGCAUGUUAUUUUUAGACUUGUUACUACCUUCAUCACAACAGUAGUUUAAAACAACCUUUUCUAUCAUGCAUUUUUUUUUGGUCAGGUUUAUGUCUGUAGCUGAAAGUUCUUUUAAACAUUUGAAGGAGGGCCAGUAAGUGAUGAGUGCUGCAUAUAAAUUAUAAUAGACUAUCACGUUUCCUACAUUUCCUUCCCACAUUACAUUUGUGCAGAAGAUAUCGAAUGGUUUGACUCCUAUGUACAGUACAUCUUCAUGUGGUAUUUUAUAAGCUGUUCUUAUAAACAGGUGGACAUCUCUGAGAAGCUAAUAAUUAUUACAGCACAUUCAGUUCAGACAUGCACAAUGUUGUACACAUUAACAAAAAUAGUUAAAACUUAUAGCAAAAGUAAAUUCGUAUAUGAAAACAAAUAUUGUAAUGCUGUUAUUGACUUGACUUCCCAAACUGUAGUUUUAAACGUGGGGUUGAUGAAUCUAGAUAAUUAUUACUAAAGUGUGCAGUCCUAAUCUUCCUUAUUACUCUGCAUUUAUGAUGUACCCCUUAACAUAUGUAAAAAUAGGGAGUUUAUAUAGGGUUAGUGUUUAACAAGUUACAAUUUAUGAACAACUGCAACAAUAUGAGACCUGCCCAAUCAGAUAAAUAAGUGUUACACAGUUUUUGAAGGUUCGUGUCUUUGCAGCUGCUACUAACCUGUUGUAUGUGUUUAUUUUAUUUUAAGGUGCGGUUGCCAGUCUUUCAAAGGAAAACAAACUAGUCUUCUCUUCCCUAGAAAUACUGAAUUUCCUUUUUUAACUUAAACCAAAAUGUCACUUCCAAAGUUAAACUAAAUUAAACUCAUUUUUGUGCUAUUUUUAAUUGAUAUAUCACCAGUUACUAAUCUUUGAGUAAAAAGUAAUAAAAUAUCAAGGAAAUAAUUGCAGAUGAAAAAAGAAAA